Cylindrotheca closterium is the source of this 699-nucleotide messenger RNA. The record is from the annotation of a GenBank genome assembly. Lineage: Eukaryota; Bacillariophyta; Bacillariophyceae; Bacillariales; Bacillariaceae.
AUGAGGAUGCAUCCAUCGCAUUUGAAGGGAGAAAGAUACCGAUUUCGCCGCUUCUCUGAAAACGGGCCCCCGGCAGAACUUGAACAGAUGGUGGCAGAACAACAGCUGAUUGUUCGCCAUUCUAAUGCAGAUUCUGUAGUUAACCUCAAUGUAGGGGGGAAAGAGUUUGUUACGCUCAGAUCAACUCUGCAGACUAAUCCCGUCUUGUAUGACCGAGUGCUGAAGGCCGAAAUCAACAAUGAGCUUGUCAAGGGUGCAGUCUUUGUCGAUAGGGACCCUACACACUUUGGUACCAUACUCCAGCAUUUGCGGAAUGUUGCAGACAGCAUUACAAUGGCUCAUGCUGCAAAGAAUCGGUUUAAUCCUUUCACUACUCCCAAGACCGAGGUCAACAUUCAAAUUCCUGGAGAUACUGCAAAACUGAGAGAGCUUUUUAUCGAAGCAAGAUAUUUCAAAAUCAAAGAGCUGGAAGCCGUCCUCUGUGGAUACGAUUGGUGGUCUUGGCUGGCAAGCUUGUUGAGUGGAGGGGCAACCAACCCGUUCCAUUCGGCAUUGCAAGCUGCGAAAAUCGCGCGAGGAACAUUGCUAACCACUAGUGGUUUGAGUGGUUUGGGUAUUUUGAUCGGCGCGCAAAGAAAACGUUCUUCAGAUAGCGAGGCAACUGCAGCCGCAAAGCCGCUCCUAGAAUCGAAGGCAUAG